GGCCGGCGAAUGGCGGCGUCUGCGCUGCCACGUCACGGCUGCGGCGCCGGAGCGGCGGCCCCUGACGCGAGAAUAGCUAAUCACCCGGGAUGUGGGGCCCGUCAUUUUCGCGCGGCGGCAUCGCAGGCACGCCUCCGGCUAGAGUGCUGCUGUCGUCCCCGAGUCGAGCGGUGUCGCGCCUAGCGCCCCAGAGCCGUGGCGGCCGAGCAACGCGACGCAGCAGCAGGCGGCUCCGCGCUCCUGCAGACGACAGCGUCGCCGUCACCGCAGCCGCUGCCGCCGCCGCCGCUGGAGAUGCGAUCUUCGCCCGGUGACGCGAUGGCCUUCCAGCCCUUCCUCAUGCCGGCCGUGCGCCCCACGCCGCAGGACUUUUCGGUGCACUCGCUGCUCGGCGGCGCACAGCCGCCGUACUUGCCGGCACUGGCGGGCUUUCCGGCGUCGCUGUUUCCCAAGUUGCAUCCCGGGGCCGCGGGACCGUGUCCUCCGCUGACGGCCGAAGACCUGCUGGCGGCCGCACACCGAGGUGCGCCGCUUUUGCGGCCGCCGCCGGGACUAGAGCCCGAGGACGACGGAGUGCAAGACGACCCCAAGGUGACGCUCGAGUCCAAAGAACUCUGGGAGAGGUUUCACACUUUCGGCACCGAAAUGGUCAUCACCAAGUCGGGCAGGCGGAUGUUCCCGGCGUACAAGGUCCGCGUCACGGGGCUCGACAAGAAAGCCAAGUACAUCUUACUCAUGGACAUCGUGGCGGCGGACGACUGCCGCUACAAGUUCCACAACAGCCGGUGGAUGAUCGCCGGGAAGGCGGAUCCGGAGAUGCCCAAGCGCAUGUACAUCCACCCGGACUCGCCGUCGACCGGAGAGCAGUGGAUGCAGAAAGUGGUGUCCUUCCACAAGCUCAAGCUCACCAACAACAUAUCCGACAAGCACGGCUUUACGAUCCUGAACUCGAUGCACAAGUACCAGCCCCGGUUCCACCUGGUGCGCGCCAACGACAUCCUCAAGCUGCCUUACAGCACCUUCAGGACGUACGUCUUCAAGGAGACGGAGUUCAUCGCCGUCACCGCCUACCAGAACGAGAAGAUAACUCAGCUGAAGAUAGACAACAACCCAUUCGCCAAAGGAUUUCGUGACACUGGCGCCGGCAAGCGGGAAAAGAAACGGCAGGCGAUGUUGCUGCAGCAGCAGCCGCAUUCCCACGGGAGCCACCAGGGUUCGCCGCUGAGCCGCGUGGGGGGCAACCACCAUCACGCGGCCAUGAUGUCCGGACAAGACGACUCCAGCGACGAUGAGGACAAGCUCGACGUCGGUGAGGCGUCGGACCUCAGGCCAGACGGUCUUCUGGACCGCGCCGGAGCUUUGGACAUCCGAAGGGAAGACGGCAUCGAAAGACGCUCGUCUCCGGCGUCCACGUCGAGCCCCGUAGGAGACCUGCAUGAACGCGCCAAGCUGAGCGCCGCCGCAUCAGCCUCUGGACUACCGCAGCCUUCCCCGCUCCUGCCCUACUUCUACCCGCCCUCGCUGUACCCUCCAGGCCUGACCCUGCCUCAACUGUUCUUCCCGGGCGCCGUGGCCGGAAGCCUUCCCGCGUCCGCGAACCCAGCCGCGCUGUCCUUCCUCAUGGCCAACCACCCGCUGCUGAAUCCCGUAGCCUACUCCGAAAUGGCGGCCCGCCUCAAGCAGCACCGAUUCUCGCCGUACUCCGUUCCCCUGGGCGGCCCCGCGGCAGCCGCUGCCGCCGCCGCGGCCGCAGCGGCAGCCGGAGGCCAGUCUCCGUUCCGGUUGCACGGUUUCUUUCCGGACGAAGGAUCUUCAUCUUUGCCGAGAUCACCGUUGGAAACGAUGUUCCAGAGACGAACGCCCUCGACCACGCCACCGCCGGUGCCGGCGCAGGACUCCGGGACCAAGUCUAGCCCGACGGUCAACUCGGAGGACGGCUGCAGUUCUUCCGGGGAGAGCUCCAGGAGUGGCGUGACGGGCAGGGGGACCAGUUCUCCGCCGCCGCUGCUUCUGCUACGGACCACUGGUGGUGCUUCCUCGUCGAGUGAUCUCAGGAGCAUCGAGAACAUCGUGAACGGACUGGAGCGCCGGAGGGACUCGAGGGCCGAGAGCGUUGCCGCGGCGACGGGGAAGGCACUCCAGGACAGGACGAGUGCCGGUUGUUAG
Ixodes scapularis (black-legged tick) is the source of this 2166-nucleotide messenger RNA. RefSeq names its product optomotor-blind protein. The record is from RefSeq and is a predicted model, not a curated record. Gene Ontology annotation, molecular function: RNA polymerase II cis-regulatory region sequence-specific DNA binding; DNA-binding transcription factor activity, RNA polymerase II-specific. NCBI's taxonomy places the organism in Eukaryota, Metazoa, Arthropoda, Arachnida, Ixodida, Ixodidae. Bases 295 to 2166 code for a protein of 623 amino acids. Gene Ontology annotation, biological process: cell fate specification; regulation of transcription by RNA polymerase II; heart development. The transcript has 6 exons. Gene Ontology annotation, cellular component: nucleus.